Messenger RNA from Saccharomycopsis crataegensis, 3483 nucleotides. RefSeq lists its product as uncharacterized. Lineage: Eukaryota; Fungi; Ascomycota; Saccharomycetes; Ascoideales; Saccharomycopsidaceae. Bases 1 to 3483 code for a protein of 1160 amino acids. The transcript has 3 exons. The record is from RefSeq and is a predicted model, not a curated record.
AUGAGCUACCUAAAUCGAUUUGCUUCCAGAUCUAAGAAUGUUUCUGGUAAUGCGGAAAUCUCCCAAAGUUCAGUACUGUCGGGAUCAUCGACAAACCCCAACCCAAAAACAAACUCCGUGCCAAACAAAAACCUGAAUGGUGAUAACUCCCAAACAAAGACACCAUCAUCAAAUGACACCGGAAAUAAAGAGAAAUCUAAGUUAAAGGAUAAUGUUAAGAUAUUUGAUGAUAAUUUCUGGUCGUCCUUCAAACAAGAAAUCAUAAAGAAUGAUAAAUCUAAAGAUGGGGGUGAGAAGAAACAAUCUGGGUCAAAAGUAAUGGUUUUAAAGAACCUUUUUGAGAAACAAAAAACCACACUUUGCCCCAGCCAGGCCAAUGCUAGCUUGCUUUGUGAAUUUUCUAACAAGGACGUGACAAAAGCUUAUGAACUCAUACGGUACUUCAACAUUUGUGAGGAAGGUAGCUUAGUUUGUUCCAAGAAGACUAUGAAAACUGGGAAUAGAUCGAAGAUCACUCUUCUCGGUGCUGAAAAUUGGGGAAAUGUGAUGUGUUAUUUGGACUCCUUGUUAUUUCUGAUGUUUGCUAAACUCGAAAGUUUUGAGCCAUUGCUAAUGAGCUUUGCAAGCGAGGUGGAAGAGGAUGUGAAAGUACGGCGACUUCGCGCGAUUUUGCGAGUUUAUGUGAGUUUGUUACGCUCGGGCCAACUAAUAACGUUUGAUUUAACCAGACUUUUAUGCGAAUCACUUGCAGAGUGCGGAUUUCAGGAAGCAAUAUCUAGAAAGCAAGAAGAUAGUAGUCAGUUAUUUAUCUUUCUAACGGAAAUUUUACAGAUGCCGUUAUUGACAUUAAAGAUUGAUAUUGCACAUGGAGGCAAAGAAGUGGCACAGGACGAUCAUCGAUACGCAAAGGAAAGAAUGCUUUAUGUUUCUAUUCCCGAACCCGAAGAUAUGAAUGAUGAGGGAACUGUUAAAAGUGAGAGAGAACUAGAGGAGGAUCAAGAUGUGUCGAGUAAAGCAAAGGUCAAAGGAAAUGCCCAUAAACAAGAUCCUGAAACGGAAGCGAAACCUCAUAUUGAACACGAAGAAUCUGUGUUAUUGGAAGAGUGCCUUGAACAUUAUUUCAAUAACUCAAUCCACGUGAAGCGCCAACUUGAACGUCGCUUAUCAUUGAGAAGAGGUACCAUAACUCAACAAUUGGAGAGCUUACAAGAAAUCAAAGGAAGCUCAAAUGCUGGAAGUCAGGAAGAUCUUGAUAAACCAGUGGCUACAUAUAUAGAAGAAUUAGAGGAUCCUUGUGAAGCGAGCCACAAGGCAGUGGAGUUGGUCAAAGCCAAUAAUAUUAGUGAUGAUGAUGAUGAUGAUAAUGUUGAAGGAGAAGAUGACAAUAAUGGAAGCUUGCAGGGUUAUAAAAUGCUGGAAUUGGGAACUGUGACGUACGAAGGAGACGAUAAAGAGACAGACACUACACUAAUUAGCCCUACUACUAAAACUGUACCGGAGCUUCGAAGCUCAUUUGAUAAUUCCAAUAUGACGAGAAAUGCUAGAAGUCCUUCGCUAACCAAGGAUGCUAAUUAUCAUAUCACUACGCGGAGCCGCGCCAAUUCUGCAAUUUCAAUCUUUUCUGAAAACAAGUCGGGCGAGGUAAGCUUACCAGCAUGGAUGUUUUUACAACUCCUUCCGUUUUAUACCGACUUGGAGCCAAAUUCAGAAACUGAGCAAAGUUUUGCUGAGAAGCAUCCAAUUUUGCCAAUUUGUUUGAAACGCUACACUUUUGGUAAGAAUUCAAAGAAAAGCACCCAAAAAAUCAUUAUUCCUUCAUUUAUUGAUUUACCAAAUUUCAUUGCAGAAAACUCUGGGGAAACCGGUGGUGAUACGAAAGAAGCUGAUACCCUUGAAAAAUACGGUAAAUAUCGAUUAAUUUUAGAAAGUGCAGUUUGUCAUAGAGGUCAUUCAAUAAAUAGUGGACAUUAUGUCUCACUCGUCAGGGAUGAGGCAUUUGAUCCUAAUGCCACGGAAGAUGAAGAAGACAAUAGGAGAUGGUUAUUGUUUGAUGAUUUGUCAGAAGAUGGACGGGUCAAGCCAACAACAUUUAAGGAAGCUUUCUCCAAGGAAACCCCAUAUAUUUUAUUAUACAGAAUGGAUGUAUAUAUUCCAAAAAUUGUGACCUCAAUUGAAGAUGACGAUACGACUACGGAGGUAUCUGGAAAACUAGAUAAGUUACAAGUUAAGGAGAACCGAUUGGAUGGCAAUGGCAAUGAUGAUGCUGAUGAUGAUGAUGAAAAGUCAAAGAAACAAGUCGAUGAUGUUCUACAACCACCCGCCAAUGAUCGUAAAAAAUCAUCGAAUUCCACCAUAUCAAUGGAACAACAGCCAGUCGAUAAUAGUGAGCAUGAAUCAACUACCACAGGUGGUACCAAAAAGUCCCAUGAUUUGUUCAGCAAGAUGGUGUUUUACAAUUCGACUUAUCCAUACCCAAACAGUAGUGAUUACCUGGAUAUUAGAGAUAGAUUUUAUUGGAAAACGAAGACUGAAGAUGGUUUAUACAUAGAAGAUGAUGACAAGAAGGUUGGUUGUGCAGUGGCGGCUUUGGCAAAUGACGCCGGAACGCCACCUUACCCUAGUGGCAGUGCUGGAUACUUGACUUCUGAUAGUUCUUUCUCAUCAAGGCUUCAAAGCAAACGAAACAGUUGGAAUGAUAAUAGUUCGAAUAGGUCGAUAUAUUCUGAUAUGGAUUUGGAAAAAGAUGGCAAAGCAGACACCAAGGAAGGUGAUGGUGGUGGCGAGGAUAGUAUUUAUUCUUUCAAUGGGAACUUGAAAGUUGAAGAUCCUGAUGAUAACGACAAUGAAGAAGCUAAACUGAAGAAAGUUAAAAGAAUAAACAGCGGAGUGAGCUCUUUAUGGUCAAAGAAAAGAUUAUCCAUAAGAAGGAAAAGCAAAAACAGUGAUAUUAGCUCCACUUCCCAAGAAGAUUCUCAUUCAGACGCUGCUGCAAAACCAUCUUUAUAUUUACACCCUUCAAAAGAAAAACAAGAAGAAGGAGAACAAGAAGAAGAAAGGGAUGGAGAAGGACAACAAACACCAUCAUCAUCAUCAUUAUCUCAAAAUAUUGAUAGUAACUCCCGUCCGUUUUCCAAAGACUCUACGAAUUCUAAUGACACUGGAGUAAAACAAAAACAGGCUGAUAACAGUGAAACCAAAUCAUUAUCUCUACCAAAGGCUGAUGAAAAUAUGGAUCAAGGGCUUUUGAACCCACCGCCAAGCAGCUCGACGGCGCUUCAGUCUUCAAGAAGUAGCUACGAGAGUUCACGCAAAAUGCCGCCGUCAAUUGCGACAGAAGUUUCUGAAUCAGCCAGCAAUCUUAGAGGUACGCACCUGAAAUCUUCCAAGACGAAAUCUGGCUCAAAAGUUAGUAAAUAUAAAAGGAAAAACACUGAUAAAAUUAAAAGGGAGAAGUACCGAAAUGAAAAAUGUCUUAUAAUGUGA